Molecule: messenger RNA, 1021 nt
Organism: Camellia sinensis
Lineage: Eukaryota; Viridiplantae; Streptophyta; Magnoliopsida; Ericales; Theaceae
Source: RefSeq, a predicted model, not a curated record
AAACAUUUUUUUUUUUCUUUUCAAAUUUGAAAAAAAGAAUUUGUGAAAGAUGGGAGAUAUUUACAUUAUAUAAAAAAAACAAUUAGACAAAUUACACCAGUAACUUUUGUACUUUGCCUGUAUUAUUAUUGUUUUUGUCUCUAUAUUUUUCAUUGAAUCAACUUUGACCAUUACUUUUUUUUCCAAACAUACAUUGAUUUGCUAUUUCCCAAAUUAUAAAAGGUGAUCACAUUCCUCCUUUUCAGCACUACACUCACUACUUAAGUAUAAUUUCCAGUGUCUUAGUCUUAGAAGUUAGAAUCACAAAGCAAUCCUCGUUUGAGUGCUAUAUUCUUAGUCACAAGUGUCAUGGAGAACGAACAUGUUCAACAAAGGUUGAUGAAGGCUGCAGAAGCAGGAGAUAUCAGUCUCCUGUACGGGUGUAUACAAGACUACCCAAAAAUUUUGGAUAGUAUAGAUGAGAUCCCUUUUGUUGAUACUCCUUUACACAUAGCUGCCUCAGUUGGGCAUGCACAUUUCGCUUUAGAAAUGAUGAGAUUAAUGCCAUCAUUUGGUAAGAAGCUGAACCCACAAGGGCUAACCCCCUUGGACUUGGCUUUGCAAAGUAGGGAAGGCCUAAGCCCCUCAGACCCGGAAUUGCAAAAUAUGGAAGAGCUAAGCCCAGAGGACCGGGAUUUGCGAAAUAGGAUCACUUCGACUAUAAGCCGGCUCAUAAAGUUUGACAAGGAGCUCAUACGAGUCAAAGGAAGGGAAAGCUUGACUCCUUUGCACUACGUAGCUGAAAAAGGAGACAUUGAUCUUUUGGCUGAAUUUCUAUGUGCUUAUCCGGAAUCAAUGGUGGAUCGGACAAUUCGAGAUGAGACUGCACUGCACAUUGCAGUGAAAAACUCAAAGCUACAAGCUUUUGAAGUGUUGUUGGGAUGCCUUCGCAGGAUCCGAAAACAUCAUGAUGUGCUAGGCUGGAAAGAUGAUGAAGACAACACCCUACUGCACAUUGCGGUGUCCACUUCACAGACUCAGG